AUGAUUCCCUCCUCUCUACUCCUCCUACUCGGUCUUGCUGCGGUCGCAGCUGGCUCUCCCAUAGCCGUGCCGCAAGACGCAAGCGAUGGGCCGCUGUACGAUACCAACUACUUUUGCGACCUUCUUGACACCGACGACCCUGAAGCAGUUGCCAACAUCUGGAAUGACGGAUACUGCGAUGGGGACGAGUGCAGGAUCGGAAGUCCGAUGACCAUGCUUGACCUGUUUACACAAGAUGGUAACGAGGCUGGCUGGCUCAAGAACCUCGCAGCUCAAUACCUGGAGAACCCUGGGGAUCUCGGCGACGCGAACUGCGGCACGAUCGGUGGCUCCUGCGAGCUGAAAGUCCCCAGUUGCGAGGUUCUGGUCGGGGAAAUGGGACUGCCAGACCUUUAUCUCAUCUUCCGUGCCGUUGAAGGCUUCCACUCGCAGUUGAACGUUGCCCAGGAAUACUUACAGAAUAACGUCAUCAACAACACGCUUCUCCUCGACCAAAUUGCGGCAGACUUUUCUAAGCCAGUGGAUCUGGCCGAACAGCGUAGGUUUGCUGAGGCCAUGACGCCACUCGCAGUCGCUAAUUCUAUGCUACUAGAGAUAAAGUCGCUACUGGGCCAAAUCUUCUUCGUCAUCGGCGGUGUUGCCGGCGCAGUAAGCGGAGGUGCUAGUUUCGUCGGGGUUGCCGCAGCAUCCGCUGUUGCACUAGCAACUUCCCAACUGGCAGCCGCGCAAGCCGAGGAGGAUGAGGACGGCAAAAAGAAAGCGGAGGCUAGGCUCGCUGGCGCGAAGUCACUGCAGGACAAAGCAGGAGCUGCUGGCCGAGGAAGCGGUGCGAUUGCGGCCGGUACAUACUGGGCUUCUAUGCUGACGGAAAGACGGUACCAAACCCACGAGCAUGGAACCGCCAAACACCCGCUGACCUUUGUCUUCUGUUUUCAGCUGCUAUCCUCGACCCAUCCGUCUUUCCGCGAGUCUAUCGAGUUUGCGUUUGGUCAGUUUAACACCAAGCUCGUGGAUCAAGCCUUGAUUACCAGCGGCCUCCACAUUAUUUCUGCGGAUGUUGUCGACACCGAAGACGAGUGUAAUGACUGGAAUAAUGAGGUUCGAGUUAGCCAGACCAAUGUGUUUUCGUCGCUAAUGGAUGAUCAGUGGUCAGGUUAUGGUGCUCGCUGGGUUGACAUGGGGGAUGGCAACACCUUUGUGAGAGCCAAAGACUGCGACCUCGCUAAGACGUCAGCUGAUAAAGGACAGUGCAUGAACCUCUUCCGCGAGUCGAGCCUCCACGCGGACGAAUGGGUAGUUGCCGAGCGCACGGUCACCGACAACAUGAUCGAGAAGUACGGCAUCGACAUUGUCGGGUACUACAAAGCUGCCUACGAGUGCUCAAAGUAUGGCAACGAGGAGCGCACCCCCGAUGAAGCCGCUGUACCGGAGGACGGUUCACUCCCGACCUGCUGGUUUGGCGUCCCUGCUGAUCGCGCCAAAAUCAAUGCGCCCUCAGGUGGGAGAGGGGGGGGCUGGAAUAGGUGGGAUCUUUAUCCCUUCGAUCAUGCAUGA
Molecule: messenger RNA, 1554 nt
Organism: Saxophila tyrrhenica
Lineage: Eukaryota; Fungi; Ascomycota; Dothideomycetes; Mycosphaerellales; Extremaceae
Exons: 8
Coding region: 1-1554 (517 amino acids)
Source: RefSeq, a predicted model, not a curated record